Molecule: messenger RNA, 561 nt
Organism: Geodia barretti
Lineage: Eukaryota; Metazoa; Porifera; Demospongiae; Tetractinellida; Geodiidae
Source: the annotation of a GenBank genome assembly
CACAGACACACAGGCAGACAAACCAACUACUGUAACCCUCGCUGCGCAUGUGCGCCGAGGGUUAAUAAUUCUGCGUAACUUUAGGCUAAGUAUACCUUUAACUCCUACAUUUCAGAUCCAACAGAAAUCUUGAGAGAAGCCAUGAAGGAUGGCUACAUUCCCCACAACACUCACAGUUUUCUCACAUGCUCCCUCAGUCCAGACUAUGUGGCUCUUCCUCUCACUCCUGACCAGAAUAUGUGGCUGGAUGAGAACAAGUCAGACUCCAAGAAAAAGUCCACAGCGGUGCCUCCCUUAUCAGUCUCGGGUGAAAGGCCUACACUGACAGAACUUGUCAAGAUAAGACUGCCCUCUCGAGUUGGACCCAAGUUCCUCACAUUCGGUACGCUUCUACUCCAAGACGACUUUGGAGACAAAGUGGCUAAUAUCAGUGAGUGUUGUCGCGGGGAUCCAGAGAGAAUCACAAUGGAGGUUCUGAGGGAGUGGCUGGCAGGGAAGGGGGUGGAGGUGUCGUGGGAGAGCCUCAUAGCAACUCUGAGAGACUGCGAACUUUCACUUAUG